Molecule: messenger RNA, 1890 nt
Organism: Verruconis gallopava
Lineage: Eukaryota; Fungi; Ascomycota; Dothideomycetes; Venturiales; Sympoventuriaceae
Exons: 3
Coding region: 102-1328 (408 amino acids)
Biological process (GO): peptidyl-arginine methylation
Cellular component (GO): nucleus; cytoplasm
Molecular function (GO): protein arginine N5-methyltransferase activity
Source: RefSeq, a predicted model, not a curated record
CUGGUAUCUCAGAACGCUUCUGGGCAGGAUUUGCUAGUCCGGAGCCUCUGCAAUUGAGUCUUUGGAUUGAUUGAGAACGAAGUUAUUCUUGGUCGGCCAGGAUGUCAACCGGCGUCGACAACGAGGUUGAUCCUCUGGAAAGCGUCGACGUUGAUCUGUCCGCACAAAGUCUUCUGUUGGCUGCGGCGAACCACGAUCUUGAGGCGAUCAAGGACCUACUGAAGACAACACCAGCAACGGUCCAGGAUGCAGACACGGGAUUCACACCCUUGCACGCGGCCGUCGCAGCUUGUGAACAAGCAGAGGAUAUUAGCGGCGCCAAUGAAGAGAGUCGUGAGGGGCGCAAGGCUGAGAUUUCCAAAGCUGCGGAUACAGUGCGCCUGCUCCUUCAAAGUGGAGCAAUUUGGAAUGACCUGGAUGCCGCCAAUGAAACUCCGGGCUGCAUCGCAAAGAGGCUUGGCCUAGACGAGCUCUACCGAAUUAUAGUGGAUGCCGGUGUCCGAGCAGAGCUUCUUCUUUCCAAACUUGACGAGUAUGAGCCACUUGGAGACGGCGAAGACCCUCCUGAUGACGAAACCGGGGAAGAAAACCCAAGCGGCGAAGGACAGCAUCGCGAGAACGAACAUCCUGCGCUGGAGUCAGACCCUUCAGCAAGCAAUGCUGCCUAUCUUCGGAGUGCCAUUUCGUUCAACGACGCAAGCAUACUUGACUCUGCGGCGAACGGGGUGAUGAUGUCCUGGGAGAGGCCCAUUAUGGAAAGGCAUGCAUCGCUGUUGUGCCAAAAACCAGGCCUACGAGUGCUCAACGUUGGACACGGCAUGGGCAUCAUCGAUGAGUUUUUCCAGUCACACUCUCCAUCGACACAUCACAUUAUCGAAGCGCAUCCGGAUGUUCUUGUCAACAUGAGGACGCAAGGGUGGAUGGAAAAACCCGGAGUGGUUGUCCACGAAGGGCGGUGGCAAGACGUGCUACCCGAACUCGUGGCCGGUGGAGAGAACGCGACGGACGCUCUUUUCGAUGUGAUCUACUUUGAUACCUUUGCGGAAGAUUACAAAGCUUCGAGGGAUUUCUUCUCCGAAUGGGUCGUGCAGCUGCUGGACUCUGAUGGCAAAUUCUCCUUCUUCAAUGGCAUGGGAGCAGAUCGUCAGGUUUGCUAUGAUGUAUACAACAAAGUUGUCGAGAUUGACCUUUUCGAAGCAGGCUUCGAUGUUGACUGGGAGGACGUACCUAUAGCCGAUCUUGCAGCCAGCGGUGAGUGGGACGGCGUUCGCAGGCCCUACUGGUCUCUGAAAGUGUAUAGACUGCCAACCUGUAAAUUCUUAACAUAAGGUGGUUGGCAGAUUCUUUGCUUAAAUAACAAACGCAAGUACUAGCCUAAGUUUGAAUUACUCUCGAAACAUGCUAGCUAUCACGUUUUCAGAGAAACGGGAAACCACGAUAUGCAACAUCGUAGAAAUUCAAAAAAUUACAAAAAUCUGAUCCUAUUCAGCGCUAGGGUAUCAAAGCUUUGCCUCCUCCUGCUCUGCCUUCGCCUUAACAGAUUCAUUGAAAGUUUGGUAAUUCACCUUGCUCUUCGCUUCCAGGCCAGACCACACAAAGAGAGGUGCAUACAAGACGCCGAAAAAUUCUUCUCGAUGCCUCAGCUUGGUUUGUCCAUUUCCCUCGUCGCUCAACAAGAACAUAUGUUUGCCGCCAAAGAUCAUAAAAGCUCCUAGCUUGCCCUCCCACGCGAAGCCAUUUUCUUCUGCUAGCGAUACCGUCAUGGUCAUUGUUGUUGGCUUUCCCCCCGGUUCGCCCAUAGUGACGGCUAACUGCUGGCCGACCGCGAGCGGCGCGUCGGCAGCAUCGCUCAGUGGCUCGAUCUUCUGGAUAAACUUGGACCAUGACGGG